UACUUGGCUGCAGCUCCGGGUCGGUGGUGGUGGUCGGUUAACGUGAAUGCAUGAUAUUUCCACCGAUCAUAUAGCCGCACUUGUAGUCUGCAAAACGGGCAACAUUGGCUGUCGAAACGGCUUUUUAAGCUGUAUGUUUCAGAGCUCAUUUUUUGUAAAGUAGCCCACUGUAGUGCGACCAUGGGCGUGGAUGUCGAGACAAUAUCUCCCGGUGAUGGAAGAACAUUUCCAAAGAAGGGCCAGUCAUGUGUUGUUCAUUACAUAGGUAUGCUGCAGAACGGGAAGAAGUUUGACUCCUCCCGAGACAGGAACAAGCCCUUUAAGUUCAAGCUUGGAAAGAGUGAGGUCAUUAAGGGCUGGGAGGACGGAGUAGCACAGAUGAGCCUGGGCCAAAGGGCAAAAAUCACCUGCACACCUGAUAUGGCUUAUGGAUUAACAGGCCACCCCGGGGUCAUCCCCCCGAACGCCACGCUCAUAUUCGAUGUGGAACUGCUCAAGCUGGAGUGAUGCCCGAGGUUAAAUACGAAGGGUGAAGCUUAAUGAGGCUGCGUUCGCCACAACCUGUUUCCACAGGGAGACCAUACUCGGCUGCUGCCUCCCGCCAUCAACCUACUCUUCUAUGAUUUCUACAGUCUUCUUUAGUUCAAUAUUUAAACGUAUCUACUGCUGCUUUGUUGUUGCCAUCUUGUCAUAAUAGAUCCUGCAAGAAAAGAUUGACAUGCAAGACUUUUUUCCACACACACCACAGUUUGGUUUCUGUUUGCUAUUUUGUUUAAUUUCAUUUAAAGUUGUAAAUUUUGUUGAACCAUGAGGAAAUCAGUCAUCUGGUGAAAAGCCGUACUGCAUUGCAAUCACAACAUAUACCGCCUUACAGUUUCAACAACAGAGGAAGGGUACAUACGUUGAAAGUACAUACUGUAACUUCUGCUCUGUAUCUUAACUGGGCAUUAUAUACCACUGUCUGCAUUGCCACUUUGAUAAGGUUUGUCCUGCUGAAUGCUCUGAAUGAUGUUGCUAUGUGUAGUAUAUUUUAUAUCCCUCAUAAACAUUUACUGCAAGUGUACCCUAUUCAAUAUAGACUAAUACAAUACUGUACAGAACUCUAUGAAAGCCAUUGCUACUAUGACAGUUCAUCGACCAACUCUUGAAUAAAAAUGGCAUGUAUUGUGUUGAGGA
This is a messenger RNA of Sebastes umbrosus (honeycomb rockfish), 1176 nucleotides long. RefSeq names its product FKBP prolyl isomerase 1B (gene fkbp1b). Gene Ontology annotation, molecular function: peptidyl-prolyl cis-trans isomerase activity. The record is from RefSeq and is a predicted model, not a curated record. Lineage: Eukaryota; Metazoa; Chordata; Actinopteri; Perciformes; Sebastidae. The transcript is spliced from 4 exons. Bases 181 to 507 code for a protein of 108 amino acids.